Salvia splendens (bonfire salvia) is the source of this 1287-nucleotide messenger RNA. Its product is annotated as transcription initiation factor IIB-2. Gene Ontology annotation, cellular component: transcription preinitiation complex; nucleus. Gene Ontology annotation, molecular function: TBP-class protein binding. The record is from RefSeq and is a predicted model, not a curated record. Gene Ontology annotation, biological process: transcription preinitiation complex assembly; DNA-templated transcription initiation. The transcript is spliced from 7 exons. Bases 162 to 1103 code for a protein of 313 amino acids. Lineage: Eukaryota; Viridiplantae; Streptophyta; Magnoliopsida; Lamiales; Lamiaceae.
GCGUUUGACAAAUUAAUUGAAAGGGGACAGAAAAUUGAAACAACCCAAAAUUUCUCUCUUAUCUCUUCCCUCAAAACCCAAAAAAUUCACACCCCAAAAUACAAUCUUCCCAUCCCGAAUUGGAUAAUCUCCGCGUCCCCAAUUCGAAUAAUUGAAAAGAUAUGAUGUCGGACUCGUACUGUCCAGACUGCAAGCGCAACACGGAGGUGGUAUUCGAUCACGCGGCGGGCGACACCGUGUGCUCGGAGUGCGGGCUCGUGCUGGAGGCCCGCUCCAUCGACGAGACCUCCGAGUGGAGAACCUUCGCCGACGAUUCCGGCGAUCACGACCCCAAUCGUGUGGGUGGCCCCGUUAACCCCCUUUUAGGAGACGGGGCGCUCACCACCGUCAUCUCCCGGGCCGCCAACGGCUCCAAUGCCGAUUCCUCCUUGGCCCGCUUGCAGAACCGUGGAGGCGACCCGGACCGGGCCAUCGUCUUGGCUUUCAAGGCUAUUUCCAAUAUGGCCGAUAGGUUGAGCCUUGUAACUACCAUCAAGGAUCGAGCGAGUGAAAUAUAUAAGAGGUUAGAAGAUCAGAAGUGUACGAGGGGAAGAAACUUGGAGGCUCUUGUGGCUGCCUGCAUUUAUAUUGCUUGCCGUCAGGAAGGCAAGCCACGAACUGUGAAAGAAAUAUGCUCCAUUGUUGCUGGAGCCACAAAAAAGGAAAUCGGUCGAGCUAAAGAAUUUAUCGUCAAACAGUUGAAGGUCGAGAUGGGUGAAUCAAUGGAGAUGGGUACCAUUCAUGCAGGAGACUAUUUGAGACGUUUCUGCUCCAAUCUUGGUAUGAGCAACGAAGAGGUCAAAGCUGUCCAAGAAACUGUCCAAAAGGCAGGGGACUUUGACAUUAGGAGGAGCCCCAUAUCAAUUGCAGCAGCAAUAAUUUUUAUGGUAACACAGCUGUCGGAAUCAAAGAAACCCCUGCGAGACAUCUCGAUUGCAACUACGGUGGCAGAAGGGACGAUCAAGAAUGCUUACAGAGAUCUGUACCCGCAUGCCGCUAGGAUCAUACCGGAAUGGUACGCUAAGGAACGGGACUUGAAGAAUCUCAGCAGUCCCAAAGCAUAAGUAAACGUCUUUUGCAUCCCCAAACGGGCUACGGUGCUGCAGUCCCACAUCAGUUUUACUUGAUAGUUAGUUGAUCAACUCUACUCUAUUGCAUCCCAGAUGUGAUAGUAUUUGAUUGUCAUGUUAUAUUGUGAAAUACUGUAAUGUGCAAGAUUAUUAUAGGUUUUCCAUUAAAGUUGAUUAA